AUGAAGCACUUCUUGAAAGGAAGCUCGCAACUGUGUCCAGAAAUGAACACGCUCAAGCACAGGCAUGCCCACAUGCGGCGCAUAAAAACUGCAAAUCAGGAUGGUAAUGCUGUCAACACCGCCUGGCGCCACACAUCUCCAACGGAAAGCGAGCGCAACUGGCAUCACGAAGCGGGACAGGCCAAGAAGUGUCCCCAUGGCUCACCAGACAUCCAGCCUCACAACCUCCACAACCGUGGGGCCCAUCAUACGAAAAGGGCUGGUCGUUUGGCAAGCGUGCCCCUACUGGAACCCUUGUCUCUUGGACAAAGCAUGUCAACGUCCCAAGUCUGCAACACAUCAACCAAGCCAUGA
Molecule: messenger RNA, 354 nt
Organism: Symbiodinium natans
Lineage: Eukaryota; Dinophyceae; Suessiales; Symbiodiniaceae
Source: the annotation of a GenBank genome assembly